Messenger RNA from Paramecium sonneborni, 2264 nucleotides. The record is from the annotation of a GenBank genome assembly. NCBI's taxonomy places the organism in Eukaryota, Ciliophora, Oligohymenophorea, Peniculida, Parameciidae.
AUGUUACCUAAAUAAAAUGCAUCUUCUUAUAUUAUGGUUCUUCCAAGUAAUAAUUAGUCUUACAUAUCAACUGAACAGCCUUUUGUUUAAAAAUCAACUGUCUUGCCUGAAUCAAAAAGUAAAAUGAUAAUUCCUUACAAUAUGACUCCAUUAGUAAAGGUAUUGAAAUGACCUGAAUAUAGUUAUUUGAACCAGUUAAGACAAAGUUCAUUCCAAGAGAUGCAGCUAAUCAAUCUAUUUAAUAUUUUAAUGAGCCUGCAGAGUAUUCUUAAGCAGAAAUAGAUUUACUUGAUUAAUCUUUAGAUAAAUCUAUUUAGUAGCAUUAUUAAGAAAAUUACGAUCCUUUAUAACCAGUUUAGAUGCCUUAAUCACCAGAAAUAAAAUCAUAUCCAUAGUUAUUUGUUGAACCUCCUAUUUUAAUUCCGUAUUUUAUGGAUUACAUAAAUUGGGAUUUAAAUAAAAUGAAGAGUAUAGUUAAGACUGAUGAAGAUGAUACAACAAAAUAUUUGAAUUUUUAUAGAUACUUUAAAUUCAUGACAACUAAAAUUUAGCAGAAAUAUUAUACAGCUAAGGCUUUAAUCAAGUCUUUAAUUGAAAAAUAUUAAUUAGUUCAACGUUUGAAUGACAUACAAAUGGAUUUAAAAACUCUUUUAGACAAUUAAGUUAAUGAUUUAGCUCAUUAAAGUCUUGAUUAACUCAAAAAACAUCAAUGGGUUCAAUAAGAAUUAGAUUUCUAAACAUUAAGAUAAAAAAUGUAUUAAAUACGUAGAGAGAGUUUUGAAGUUUUAAUGUUAACAGAACAUGUUGAGGAUUGUGUAUUAUAAGAGACAUCUUUUACAGAUUAAUUAAAUAAAUUGAGAGCUGAUUUAGAUCAUUCUUAUGAUUUAUUUGAGGAAUAAAUAAUUAUAUAUAUAUUCCAUGAUGUUGCUGGAGUAGAAGUAUGCAUGAAUUAUUUAAUUGAUGAUGUGAUGAAUGAAGAUAUAGAUGAAUUGAAAUUCUUUAAUUCUAUUCCUAAUUUCAUCAAAGAUUUAGAUAAUUUUGGAAUUGAAUUAAGACAUUUAGUUAAACAUUUAAGAUUGAUAGUUACAACUUUGAUAGAUAAAACUACUUAAAAUUUAAUAGAUUUAAAUAAAGCUCAUAGAUCUUUAGAGAUUGAAGUCAAAAAAAUAGUAGAACUCUUUAAUGAAAUUCCAGCUAUGGUUACAAAAAUGUAACUUAGUAUAAAUUAAGCAAGAAUUAUACUUUAAAAAAUAAAACUUCCACAUAAUAAUUAUAGAGUAGAGAACUAAGAAAUUUAUGAUGAGUAUAUGAAAUUGUAGGAGGAAAAUUCUAGACUUGAAUAAUAAAUCUAAAAAAGAAUCAACAAAGCAGCCGUAAUAAGUGUUGUGUGUGAAGAGUAGAAGAAUAUUUUAUAAUUCGAAAUUACACAGCUAAAAGAUGAUAAUAAGAAUGUGAUUGAACUUUAUUAGUUAUUAUAAGGAAUAUAAGAUAAAGAAUUUAUAUUAUCUAAAAUAUAAUCAUAAAGAACAGAUUUAUGGUAAUAGAUGAAAUAAGUUAAAUCUGAAGAAAUUUAAUAAUUGAAUAUCCUUGAACUCAAAAAAUUAGAAUAAAAAUGCAUUGAUAUCAUUUAAUAGAUAACAUAAUAUUUUGGUUAGGAUAGAAUGCCUCAUUAAUUUAUAAAAUUGAAAUUAUGGGCUGAAUCUGAAUUGAUGGCUUUGAAAAUAAAGAUUGAAGUUCCAAAAGUAAGUUUUCAUAAUUUGGAUUGUUCUUUAAAAUAAAGAAUUGAGAAAUUAGUAAGAUGGGAAUAUAGUGAGGAGUAAAAUGAAGAGCAGAAUGUUUCAUAAUAUAUUUAAUACUUCCACAAUUUGAAUCAAGAUAUGAGUGUAUAAUAGCCAGAUAUUGAAGUGGAUUUGGAUAGCUAAUUUGAGUUAUUGCAAGAUAAUGAGGAAUUACUACAAUUAAAUGAGACAUAUACAAUUUGGAAAAAUAUGUAGACAGCUGCAAUAUAUUUGAAUGACGAUUAUUUGUAAGGUCUGCUUUCGUCGCAUGAUUAAGGUCGUCUGAUAAAGUUUAGAAAAAAUGUGUGUUAUUUGUAGACAUUUUUUAAAUUAAUGUAAGAGGAUUAAUAUGUUGGUUAUGUAGGAGAAGUAGAAUAAUUGGCAGAUUUAUUAAUUUAAGGUAGAAAAUUAGAUGCAAAAAGUUUGAUUUAGAAUUCAAAGUUUAUACCUAAGAAUUAUAGAGAGAAUUUACUAAGUGCAUUUUGA